Molecule: messenger RNA, 1534 nt
Organism: Fusarium verticillioides 7600
Lineage: Eukaryota; Fungi; Ascomycota; Sordariomycetes; Hypocreales; Nectriaceae
Exons: 1
Coding region: 127-1326 (399 amino acids)
Source: RefSeq, a predicted model, not a curated record
CGGCUGAGCAUACAUUUACCAGCCAAAUCCUUCUCUCAUCUUCUCAGAUCCGAUUCGUCCAAGACACAAAGGCCUUUGGUGCUUGCGUUUUUUUUCUUCACUAUUCAUCGACGUCACUACGCUACAAUGCUCACCUCACCACUCCGCCAAGAUCAUCUCGUCCCGGAGACAUUAAUGGCGGACGCAAGCCCCAUCAUCCGUCCUGAGACGCCUCCAGACUUGCAUAUCCCAGAUUCGCAGGCCACUGUGAAGGUGUCAAUCAUUGAUACCACUAGUUAUAUGAGCAACUUUCCCAUGUGGGCUUUCCUCGACCCAUUGAUGCCUGGGCACGAGGAGAUGAAAGGUUGCGACUUUUCCUUUAUUAUUGAACAUCCCAAGAGUGGCAACAAGUAUGACACUUUGCUCUUUGAUCUUGGUGUCCGCAAAGACUGGGAGAAUUUACCGACACCAUUUGUCCAAGGUAUCAAGGCAGGGGGUUGCAAGAUUGAGGUGCAAAAAGAUGUCGCCACUAUUCUGAAGGACAACGGGAGAGACUUGUCUGAGGUGGGAGGUAUUAUUUGGUCUCACUGGCACUUUGACCAUGUUGGUGAUGCCCAGACAUUCCCAGGCACAACAGAUGUCAUCGUCGGACCCGGGUUCAAGAAGGCCCACGUCCCAGCCUGGCCUACAGAUCCUGAGUCUCAUAUUGACGAAAAGGCAUGGCAAGGUCGCACACUGCGCGAAAUUGACUUUGCUGCGGAAGAAGGAAAAGGCCUGAAGAUCGGCCAAUUUGAUGCUCUCGACUUCUAUGGCGACGGAAGCUUUUACGUCCUAAACACUCCUGGUCACACCAUCGGCCAUCUUUCCGCCCUUGCUCGAACAACAGUUGAUCCCCCAACCUUUAUCUUCAUGGGCGGAGAUAUCGCACACCAAGGAGGAGAGUUCCGGCCAACACCAUACAUGCCUCUUCCCGCCGAGAUCUCGCCCAACCCAUUCAACCGCAUUUUACCACGCCCAGCGCUUACAUGCCCUGGAGAGAUCUUUGUUGAGAUUCAUCGUAACAAGAGCCGCACAGAGCCCUUUUUCGACCCGACCACCGCCGAGGGCGCGUGGCAUCACUGUGCUCACGAAGCGAAACGCAGCAUCGACAAGCUGACCGAGUUCGAUGCUUACGAGAACAUUUUCCCUGUCAUUGCGCAUGAUAACAGCUUGUAUGGCGUUAUCGAUGUUUAUCCAAAACCAGCAAAUGAUUGGUUUGCAAAGAGUUGGAAGGACAAGACCAGAUGGGGUUGGCUCAAUGAGUUCGACCCUAGUUUUGCAGGAUUGGCCAAGGCUAGUGAACCAUGAUAUUUGAGCGUUUGUUUAUAUAGAAUUUUGUCGCGCUUUCAUUCGCGCUGCAUGAUUAUUGGCGGUCGUAUUUUCCUACAAUAUGGGAGUCUUGGGGCUACUGAAGGAUUACACGUAUUAGCAAGGUCGCUGAUUUCGAUGGAAAUAGUAACGAUAGCCAAAGGUUCAUCUCUACAGUUAGCUUUGCCGAUAAAGUCUCUGAGCCCUC